AUGAGCAACACCACGGCCCCCACGGCCCCGGGUACGGUGGGCGACUCGCUGGUGGGCUACGUCCUGGGACCCUUCCUCCUCGUCACCCUCCUCGGCGCCCUCCUGGCUGCGGUGAUGUACGUCCAGAAGAAGCGGAGGUUUGACCGCCUGCGCCACCGGCUGCUGCCCAUGUACAGCUACGACCCGGCCGAGGAGCUGCAGGAAUCUGAGCAGGAGCUGCUGGUGGAGGCGGAGGACACCCGGGUGGUGCCUGGCUGGGGGGGACCCUUGCCCCAUCGGCCCCCGCGCAGGGACUGGAAGGCCUGA
Molecule: messenger RNA, 306 nt
Organism: Haliaeetus leucocephalus (bald eagle)
Lineage: Eukaryota; Metazoa; Chordata; Aves; Accipitriformes; Accipitridae
Exons: 4
Coding region: 1-306 (101 amino acids)
Source: RefSeq, a predicted model, not a curated record